Peniophora sp. CBMAI 1063 is the source of this 1524-nucleotide messenger RNA. The record is from the annotation of a GenBank genome assembly. NCBI's taxonomy places the organism in Eukaryota, Fungi, Basidiomycota, Agaricomycetes, Russulales, Peniophoraceae.
AUGGAGGACACGCCGACCAGCGCGCUUGUCAAGGUCGAAGAGCCUGAAUGGUCUCUUAGUCUUGCUCACUUGUCGUACGACCGCACUGGGCAAACGUCGUCAACAGGAAUGACACUGGGCCCAAUAGGAUCGUCACACUCGAUGAAGCAGGCGGUGGCAACUGUGGAGGACACGCCGACUAGCGCCGCGCUUAUCAAGUUCGAGGAGCCUGACUGGCCUCCUGGUUUCGCUGAUUCGCAACGCAACCACGUCGGACACUUCUCGUCAACAGGAAUGACACUGGGCCCAAUAGGAUCGUCACACUCGAUGAAGCAGGCGGUGGCAACUGCGGAGGACACGCCGACCAGCGCCGCGCUUGCCAAGGUCGAAGAGCCUGACUGGCCUCUUAGUCUUGCUCACUCGUCGUAUGAUUGCUCUGGACGAACGUCGUCGACAGGAGUGUUGACGCCAGGAUCAGAAGGAUUGCCACGCUCGAUGAACCAGGCGGCGGCAACUAGGGACCACACGCCGACUAGCACGGCGCUUGUCAAAGCCGAAGAUCCUGACUGGUCUCUCGAUUCUGCUCACUCGUCGUACGACUGGACCGGACAAUUGCCGUCGACAAGAGCGAUGUUGGACCCAGCAGGAUUGUCGCGCUCGAGAAGGAAGCCGAUGCUGUACCAACCUUACCCAGUCCGCGCCGACCGUACAGACGUGGCAUUUGGUGCGAAUGGCGCCACGGCUAAUAGUGCUGUAAAGCGCGAGAUCGUUCAUGCAUCGCCUGCACCGUUGGUGACCCCUGCACGGCCUGCGCCGCCCGAGACCCAUCGUCCCGUCGUCGGGAGUCAUAUCUAUGACGCCGUAGUUCAUUUCUUCUGGAUGACUGAGGUCAUCGGUGAUAUUGUUCGAGAGAAGGCGCGUGUACUUCAGACGACCACGUGGAUGCAUGCAAUGGAUUUGAUCUGCGAUAGGGCAGGAGAAACCAGGAUGCGCAAGGCGAUCCGUCCAGGGCAAGAUCAAUGCCUCAUGACAAGAUGCCAUUGUCCGAGGCACAUCGCAAGGUGCCGCGUUUUAGCUCUUGAUUGGCUCGCGAAAGGGACGAGGACCCGUACCAAGAAGGCUGUAUCUCCAGACGAGGUUGAAGACUAUCUCAUCAUCUCUCAGCUCUGCAAGUGGUAUCUCUAUCGCUCGGAGUUCUCCACUCUUGUAGAGGAAAGCGCGCGCAGAUCGGCAUUCUGCGAGCGCGUCGAUCUGCGUCUGCCUGUCGCGUUCCCAGACAUCGGUACGGCACACGUUCGCUUCGCACUAUCCCAGUACUUUGCGCCGACUCGCCAGCCGGAGUAUAUGCUAGUGCAAGAAACUGAUUUGCCGAAGAUUGUCCCGAAGCAGGAGAUGGAGUCUCAAGCACAAGAGCUCGAUGCCGUCUCCAGCUGCGGGACUUUACUCUCUUUCACGAGUUCUGGUGGUCAAUCGCCGGCCGCGCCCGUGAUAAGUGUCAAGGUUGAUCUCGACGAUGAUGAAGAGAAGGAGCUAGUAAUUCGUUAA